AUUAUCUAUGAUUCAAUAUUUGUGUCGAAUAGUAAUACGAAUAGUGCGCCGGGUAGUCAUUUUAUUUCAAUUAAUAUGAAUAAACGUAUCAGAGGCUGUGUGUUAUCGCACGUUGUAAACCAAUAAUCGAACUUUAAUAAUCGAAAUAGAACAAGUCCGUAACAAGUGUUGUGCAUGCGAAUAAUGGAUUGUGAAGAAACGACAGUGACGUCUAGCUACUCAGCCUUGGACGUUAUGAUUACGAGAAAAAGUGUAUUUUGAAAAUAUAUCAAGUGUUUUCGUGUUGAAAACGUCUGUGAGAUAUUAAUUGACGGUGUAGUGGUAUUGUUCACGGCUGUUUCGACACUAGGCAGGUGUUAUGUCGGGCGGUAGGAGCAUCGAGAAGGAGCGCAAGUCUCCACGCGAGAGUGGUGAAGACUCCGAGGAUGAGAGUGAAAUUUUAGAAGAGAGUCCCUGCGGUCGGUGGCUAAAACGCCGGGAAGAGGUUGAACAACGCGAUGUGCCCGGUAUUGACUGCGCCAACCUUGCGAUGGACACCGAAGAGGGCGUGGAAGUCGUGUGGAAUGAAGUCCAGUUCUCCGAGCGGAAGAACUUCAAAGCUCAGGAAGAUAAGAUACAGACGGUGUUCGACAACCUGACCAGGCUUGAACACCCUAACAUCGUCAAGUUCCAUCGAUACUGGACUGACACGCAUAACGACAAACCCAGGGUAAUUUUCAUUACUGAGUACAUGUCGUGCGGCUCAUUGAAGCAGUUUCUGAAGAGAACGAAGCGCAACGUGAAGAGGCUGCCCCUCCAGGCGUGGAAGCGAUGGUGCACACAGAUACUAUCUGCAUUAAGUUAUCUCCACGGCUGUGUUCCGCCGAUCGUCCACGGAAACCUGACCUGCGACACCAUUUUCAUCCAGCAUAACGGCCUGGUGAAGAUCGGCUCUGUAGCGCCCGACGCAAUUCACCACCACGUCAAGACCUGCCGCGAAAAUAUGAAGAACAUGCACUUUAUCGCCCCAGAAUAUGGAUCAUCUCAAAUGGUGACGCCAGCAAUGGAUAUCUACUCGUUCGGAAUGUGCGCUCUGGAAACCGCAGCCCUCGAAAUCCAAGGAAAUGGAGACUCUGGCAGCCACGUCACGGAGGAACACAUCAUACGGACGGUCGAAUCGUUGGAGGAUCCCAGACAGAAGGACUUUAUAUACAGGUGUAUAAACCAGCAUCCCGAGAAGAGGCCGACGGCGAGAGAGCUGCUCUUCCAUCCACUGCUGUUUGAAGUCCAUUCCUUAAAACUGCUGGCGGCCCACACGCUGGUUAAUACAACCGCUAAUAUCUCCGAAACUAUAACUGACGAAGUGACCGGCGGCAGCAGCGGCGAGGCGCUGGCGUGGUGCGUGCGCGGCGGGGAGCGCGUCGAGAUCGCGGCCAAGGACCUCCAGCCGCACGCUGAAAAACUAGAGAAAUUUGUCGAAGACGUCAAGUACGGCAUCUACCCGCUGACGGCGUACGGGUCGGGGGCGGGGGGCCGCGCCUCGUCCCCCGAGCGCGCCCCCGCCCCCGCCGCCUCGCCCCCCCCGCGCGACACCGAGUCCCGCCGCGUCGUGCACAUGAUGUGCAACGUGGCGCCGCCGCCGCGACACAGCGACGCGCCCGACCACGACCUGCUGAUGACCAUCAUCCUGCGCAUGGACGACAAGAUGAACCGGCAGCUGACGUGCGCCGUGUCGCGCCGGGACUCCGCGUCGCACCUCGCGCGCGAGCUGGUGCAGCUCGGCUUCAUCCACGAGGCGGACCGCGACAAGAUCUGCCGGAUCAUGGAGGAGUCCCUCCGCGCCAGUUUCCCCCCGGCGGCGGAGCCCCCCGUGGCGGCCCCCCCGGCGGCGGCGGCCCGCGCGCCUCAGCACGUGGCCAGCUAGUGCGGCGCCCCCCCGCCCGCGCGUCCCCCCCUCGCCUCGCGCGCAGCUCCGCGCGGCGGUCGGUCGUCGGAGGUGUGUUUUGUUUAUUGCAAAAAUCUCUUACGAUUUUUACUGGCUCUUUGUAAUGUAAAUCUAGAGUUCGCAGCGUAGCCUCGGGUAUCUGUAGUGUACUUUAUGUAUGUAUCUAAAAUCGUAUGUAAAUUUUUGUAUCAAACACGGUUUGUAAAUUAGUGUAUGAAACCAAAUUCGAUAAAUAAUGUGAUGUUGAGCUAUCAGCGAGCGAGCCGCGCCCGUGGACAGCUGCUGUUGUCUCUCGGCUCAGUGCAGCACCUCCAACUCAAACUAUACCCUAAAUUACCCGUCCACUAAAAUUUUCAGUUUCGUUUUAUUACUUUAUAUGUGUGCGCUGAAUAUUUUCCAAUAUUGUCCUUUUUAAGUUGAAUUAUGUAACAUAAAUAUGUAACGCGUGUGUGCUCACGAGCGCUCACGGUUUUCCAUCUACAAGCAAUGAAAACAAAACGCUGCAACAAGGUUGUGUGUAACGAGCAAAAUAAAGAAUUAAGAAAAUUUCAGCAAAAUUACCACUUGCAAAGAGCCCACUUGGCCGCAUCACGCGUGAACAUCCGUGAUCAUCCGUGACCAUUCGUGAGCAUACUUGAACAAACAGGCGCAAGUAUGAUGCGUGCUCUACUCGAUAUCCAAACGUCUUAUCGAUUUUAGAACAUCUAGUUGUUUAUGUCGUUAUGUGUAAUGAUAGACGGCUACGGCUGCGGUGAGCCGGCGCGGUCCUGCGCGCACUGCGGACUGCGCGAGGCACAGCUCGGCCUCGCGAUCGAACCAGCGGGUCUAGCAGCCGGAUUAGAAACAAAUCAAUUAAAUAAAUUGAGCGCUAUUAUCAAAAAUGUAUUUUAAAAUGUUAGCAAAGUAAUCAAGUCAGCCUCGGGUCGGGGACUCGACCGGCGGAGGUUCGGUAUUAGACGAGUAUUUGUCCGAUUUUUGUUUAGAUUCAUGUGAAUACCGAUGUACAUGAAAAUAAGCCUGCACUGAUUAAUAAAUUUUAUGAAAUGAAAACUAAAACGUUAUGUGUUGUAAAGAACCUUUCCUUAUUUCAAAUUGAUGGACCUCUCGUGGUUUGCUCAGGCCCCCGCGCCGGUCCCCUCGUCGGCCCCCUCCGCCGGAAUAAUCAAAUUGCUAGUCGAGUGUGAAUCUAAAAACCGGACUGACCGAAUCGUUAAGGAAAAAAAUAGUUGAAUAUUGAAAAUUAUUUAAUCGACAAUGAUUCGGCGAAGGUUUAUAGUUGUUAGUGUGUACAUCGAGAAUGCUUUAGUAUAGAAACUUUUGUAUGAAUGUGUAAAUGUUACAAAAAUGAUAUUUAAUUAAUAUAAUAAUAUAUAAAUAAAUGUGAAACUUUAAAAAAAAACAUUAAUCGUAAUCUGUAUAGUGAGGCUUCCUUUUAGAGCUUUAUGGACGUGGUAUACGGGAAAAUGAACAUACUCACUAAGUGUUUAAGGUCGAAAUUUAUUUGUUUAGCGUUGGUUUUUUAAAUGUGCAAUAGUUCUCAAACUUCCUCUUUAAAUCGGCGCUCACGCACUUGUUGGAUACGCCUAGAGUCGUGGUCAAUUCUGUGAUCGCGAAAACUACUUGAAUACGUAUUCUCUUGAAGGAAGCAUUAGAGUGUGUGUGGAACGAUCGUCUCGAGUUUGAAAUCUAUUGUACUUUUAAGAUUCAAAAUUAUUUUUUUGUAAAUUUUUGUACAUUUUACAAGUCGGUCAAUGUGAGUGCAGUAGGGCACGUAGGCUGCGCCGACGCAGAAUUAGUUUAUGAACAAGUCAAUUUCAAUAGAAUAAUGCCUUUUUUAAAUAAAAUACUUAUUUACAACUGCAUUUAAACGAUUUAAUUGUCGCGAUUCCGAUCGUCGUGCGUUGCUCGCACGCGGACACGUUUAAUGACAGUUAUCAAACUUGAGGUUUAAUGACAGCUGUCAAACUUGACGUCACUGCGAAGUGUAGCCCGACCGGACCUCGUUGGUGAGUGGCUUCUGCGACCCUCGCAGCAGAGGGUGGACCCCAUCACCCUGUUUAUUUUCAACAAAAACAGGUUAUGGUGUGGUUCUGUGGUAAAGUGCAAGAAGUGGAUCGGGCAGCGCCCCCAGUGGCCCACGGACAGCGGUCAGGCGGACACCACUCGCGACGACAUUUUGUGCUUUUGUUUUCUUAAGGAAGGCACCUUGUUCCUAUUUUUUAUUUCGGUGCUGAUUGUGAAAUAUCUUUUUUUUGUUUUUUCUUUGAUAGUUGCAAUUACACGUUUUAAAAUAAAUCUCUUGCAAAAAACAGUAACAAAAAAUAACGCAGAUCUUUAUCCAAUGUUCGUGUGUUUCGUUGAAUGCUAGUGGUGCCAAACUUACAAGGUGCCAAUAAAAUGUUACGGAAUUCUAUCACAUUACACGCUUCACGAUAUCAACUGUACACUGUAUUUUAGUACCAAAAAUAAUAAAUUGUUUCUUGUCCCUUCCAUCUCUACACCGCAGCAACAAUAAAGCUGAAUAUUAUCCGAAAAAACAGAAUUGUUGGCAAACAUUUUGUUAUUUGUUCUUAUUCGUUGCGUAUAGACUCGAACUGCAUCUAAAAAUAUGUACAAUUACUUUUCCUCAUUUUCUGCUCAUUUAUUUUUGGUACCUACUUAAAACGAGCGAUGUAUAGUUAGGGAAGUAACAAAACGUUCGCGUUCUCUUCAUAAUUUCAAAUUGUAAGCUUUUCACGUUUGAAGUCGUGGACACAAAUACGUACGUCGUCCGGCGACCUGCGAACUGAUUCUUAUACUUCAUUUACUAGUUUCUAAACCUGCCAACUUCCAGCACUUCCUGCCCGUCGCGUAGAUCAGGAGUCGUUACUGAAAUUUAUGAAAAUUGCAUUGAAUAUAUAUUUUUAAGUACGUUGCUGACCGGCCGACGCACGGCCCUCACACAGACAGCUCGCGUCACGCCGUCGGCCGCUAGUGACGGGCCGCGUCACGCCGUCGGCCGGUAGUGACGGGCCGCGUCAUGCUGUCGGCCGGUAGUGACGGGCCGCGUCAUGCCGUCGGCCGGUGUAGCGGCACGGCGGUGACUCCGCAGGAGCACGGAGAGCGCGUUUAUAUGAACUAGAAGCGGUCUUCCAUUUCAUAUAAAACAAGAUCUCCCGCGCGGCCGCCGCUGUGUCUGUGCCUGUGUACCGACUUGCUUUUUUUAUUUUAUUAUGAAAUUAUCUUGAAUCUUGCUUAUGAUUUUAAACUAUAUAUAUUUUGCACAAACCUGAAGUUUUGAGAUUUUGAUUCAAUAUAUUAUAAUGUUUUUAUUAUUAUUUUUGUUGUUAUUCAAUCUGCUUUAUUAUUAAUAACCCCACAAUAUCGUUCUGUUAUUAAAAUAUAUCUUUAUGUACUGCGUAUUACUUUUUUAUUUAUAUUAUUUAAUUUUAAAAUGAACACAUUAAUGAUGAAAUUUAGUGAAUCUUGUUUUUAAAGUGAAAUUGUACCCAGGGUGUUCCCGCGUCGUGUGUCCAAAGAGUGAUGUGUUCAUGAGUUGGUUUUUCUUUUUUGUUUUCUUAUGAGAUUGUAACUUUAAUGUUAUUUAAUUGAUCCAGAAUUGCAUUUUUUUUGUUUUUUAUUUAUUUUCUCGUCUACCAUAGAUAGGAUGUAACCGGAGUAUAAUUUAGGUAUAGUAAAGUAUGUUAUUAUGCUCAAAAUGACUUUUAACCUUUUUAUUUUCAAGAUCGUAAUAUGAUCGGCCGAUGUGUGCAUACUAUUCUAAAAUGAGAAAAUGUCAAUAAAAUUGUAUUUUGAAAACAUAAA
Molecule: messenger RNA, 5728 nt
Organism: Bombyx mori (domestic silkworm)
Lineage: Eukaryota; Metazoa; Arthropoda; Insecta; Lepidoptera; Bombycidae
Gene: Madm
Product: nuclear receptor-binding protein homolog
Exons: 10
Coding region: 359-1903 (514 amino acids)
Biological process (GO): intracellular signal transduction; protein phosphorylation
Cellular component (GO): endomembrane system; cytoplasm
Molecular function (GO): protein serine/threonine kinase activity; ATP binding
Source: RefSeq, a predicted model, not a curated record